AUGGCGCACUUCGUGCCCCGCAACACCUUCAGCAUCCCCUCCUCCAUACCCAAAACCUAUUUCCUGGGCCACCACCACGCCGGCGCAAACAAGAUCAAGACCCUCCUCUCCAGCAUCUCCCUCGUCCUCGAAUGCCGCGACUUCCGCCUCCCGCUGUCCACGCAAAAUCCAACACUGGAGCGCACCAUCGCCGGCCGAGAGCGUCUCCUCGUGUACACGAAGUCCGACCUCGGCACCGACACGCCCGGCGCGCGACAAACACUAAAGCGAUUAUAUGGCGAUAAAGUAGUAUUCUGGGAUAAGAACAAGCCUUCCACGACGGAGGCGCUACUGAAGCGACUGAAGUUCACGGCCGAGGCGCAAGAUUCGCUGACCGGUCUGCGAGCACUGGUAGUGGGCAUGCCGAACGUCGGCAAAAGUACGCUGCUGAAUGCGCUUCGCAAAGUCGGCACCCCAGGCAAGAAGACAAAGGCCGCAAAAACAGGCGAUCAGGCGGGCGUGACGCGGAAGAUUGGAACGGCGGUCCGGGUAGUAGAGUCCGAGGAGAAAGGCGGAGUGGGAAGCGGUGUAUUCGUUCUGGAUACGCCUGGUAUUUUUCAGCCGUACGUUGACGACGGCGAGACAAUGAUGAAAGUUGCUCUUGCGCAUGGCAUUAAAAAGGGUCUUAUACCGGAUGAAGUUCUGGCGGAUUAUCUGCUCUAUCGCAUGAAUAAGUGGGAUCCGGGACUGUACUCGCGGUACUGUGACCCUACAAACGACGUGAAUGAGUUUCUGGACGCGGUCGCAAAACGAGAGGGUAAGCUCAAGGCCGGAGGUGUGCCGAAUUGGCAGGAAGCCGCGGCGAGGGUGCUGUCGCAGUGGCGUGACGGGAAGUUGGGUCGGUAUGUGCUGGAUGAGCUUGGGGAUGAGGAUAUUCGCGCUCAUGAGAUGAUGUUGGCCCAGCCGGCGCUGAGCUUGCAUCAGGCGAAGAAGGCGCAGAAAGAGGCGAGGAAACGGGAACGACUGGGGGAAUGA
This is a messenger RNA of Pochonia chlamydosporia 170, 1014 nucleotides long. Its product is annotated as GTP-binding protein. The record is from RefSeq and is a predicted model, not a curated record. Bases 1 to 1014 code for a protein of 337 amino acids. Gene Ontology annotation, molecular function: GTPase activity; GTP binding. The transcript has a single exon. NCBI's taxonomy places the organism in Eukaryota, Fungi, Ascomycota, Sordariomycetes, Hypocreales, Clavicipitaceae. Gene Ontology annotation, cellular component: mitochondrion.